Verticillium alfalfae VaMs.102 is the source of this 1035-nucleotide messenger RNA. RefSeq lists its product with no specific name. The record is from RefSeq and is a predicted model, not a curated record. The transcript has a single exon. NCBI's taxonomy places the organism in Eukaryota, Fungi, Ascomycota, Sordariomycetes, Glomerellales, Plectosphaerellaceae. Bases 1 to 1035 code for a protein of 344 amino acids.
AUGUGCAGCGAGCAAUCCCGCGAGAACCUGCCGGCGGCCGGCGAGGGUUGGCUCAGCGAGAGCGAGAAGCGUCGGCGCGCCGUCGACGAGGUGCUCUACCGCGAGCAGGCGCCCGCGCCGCGUAUCGUGGCUGGGACGGCACGCCCCAUGGCUGCCGCGGAGAUGAGCAUGAUGCGGCGCGCCGUGAUGCAGGUUGACGCCGAUCGCGAGCGCAUGAUGCAGUGGAAGGACACGCGGGAGACCAAGCAGAUCCGACCUUCGCUCGACGCCCUGACCAAGCUGGCGGUCGACCGCGAGGAGGAGCGAAAUAUCGAAAUGGAGGAGGGGAGGAGAGCGGAAGUAUGGCUGGCGGAACAGGUGGAGAAGGCAAAGGCCAACUUGGCCAAGGGACCCGAGAUACCGGCGAACCCGCCCACGAGUGAACCCGCCGUCCCGGUGCCGUUUAUGUCUCGUCCCAUCGUGGACGGCCCGAGGCUCUCCCCCUCGGAUGCGCCCGCGCAGGAGAGGCUCGCGCUGCAGAGGCUUGCGCAGGGAAGUCUGGCGGCGACGAAGCUCGAGCAGGAGACGGAAGAAUACCAGCGGCUCUGCGUGGUCCUCAACGGCAGCAUCCCACAGCUGGGAGCCCCCUUCACCUUUGCCAGCAAGGAAGAGCGCGCCCGCGAGAAGGCCAACCUCACUGCCAGGCUCGAGGAAGAGACCGCAGUCAGGACACAGGGUCCCGCCAAGGAUGCAAAGACCACGCAACAUGAUCCGGCGCGGGCAGCGGCACGGCGGGCUCUCGAGAAGAGGGCCGCGGCUGAGAUUUCCGACUUCGAGGCUAGAGGCCUCAGGGGACAGCUGCAGCCGCAGGAGAUGAUCCCCGUGCUCCGUGAGCGGUUCCGCCGAGAGAGCCUCAGACGCACACCACAGUACAAUAUAGGCCUUCACGGUCACAUGGAACGGGCAUUGUCACGGGUGAAUCUCGCCGACUAUAGGCCGAGGGUUAGCACCUACGUGCACAAUGAGGAAGAGGAAGACAUUUACGGCCCGUCGUAG